UUCUAUAUUUUUAUGUUAUUUGUUAAGGUCAUCCCAGAUAUACAUUAUGUCUAGAAUGUCUUCACUUCUACAUGAAGGUUCAUGAGGACCAGCAACCAAUACCUGCUGCAAGAGAAGAAGCCCUCAAAUCACCAAAAGAGUUGAAGGCCUACCUUGACAAAUAUGUGGUAGGACAAGAGCGGGCUAAGAUAGUCUUAGCUACAUCUGUGUAUUACCACUACAAGAGAAUUAGACAUAAUCCAAUCAGCCAGAAACCAAUUAAUACAGCAACUGAAAGUCCUUUAAAUGAACUGUCUGGUUCCCCUUACAUGUUCUCAACAAGAGGGUCAAAGGGCAGCAUUACAGAUGAGAACUUAUUGGAGCUAGCCAAAGAUGCUGGUAAGAUGAGUAUGCUAAGACCAAGAGGAUUUACUAAACCUCCAGAAGAAACAGAUCCAGAAAUAAAGACAGACAAAGAUAAAGUUGUUAUAGAUAAGAGUAAUAUACUUAUGUUAGGACCAACUGGAUCAGGAAAAACUUUACUAGCUCAAACAUUGGCCCGUAUAUUAGAUGUACCAUUUGCUAUCUGUGAUUGUACAACUCUAACAUCCGCUGGUUACGUCGGUGAAGAUGUUGAAUCUGUGAUAGGGAAAUUGCUACAAAAUGCUAAUGGUGAUGUGGAGAAAUGCCAACAAGGUAUUGUAUUUUUGGAUGAAGUUGAUAAAAUAGCAAGAGCUCCGAAUACACAGCACUUGAAGGAUAUAGGAGGAGAAGGUGUACAACAAGGUUUAUUAAAAAUGCUUGAAGGCACUGUAUUAAAUGUCGCCGAUAAGGGAAAGAAAAUAAAAGGUGAAACAGUUGCUGUAGAUACAACAAAUAUUCUAUUUAUUGCUGCUGGGGCAUUCAAUGGACUGGAUAAGGUUGUGCAACAGAGGAAAAAUGUUAAGUAUUUAGGAUUUGGUACUCCAGUGACAGCAGUACCAGAAGAAAAAAGUUCAAUACUAUAUGAUAAUCAGGAAAACAAGGAGGAAUUUGAUAAUAAAGCUCAUGAUGAAUUAAUACAAAGAGCUGAGGAUUGUGACCUAAUUGAGUUUGGACUAAUUCCAGAAUUUGUCGGCAGAAUGCCAAAACUGUGUUCAUUCCAUUCAUUAGAUGAAGACAUUUUGAUAAGAAUUUUAACAGAACCAAAGAAUGCAUUGAUAAAACAGUUUAAACAAAGUUUCAAAUUAGAUAAUUGUGAAUUAACAAUGAGUGAUGCAGCUCUUAAAGCCAUAGCACAGAAUGCCAUGAAGAAAAAAAUGGGUGCUAGAAGUCUUCGAGCUCAAAUGGAGCGACAUUUACUUAGUGCAAUGUAUGAGGUACCAGGAUCAGAUAUUAUACAAGUUAUAGUAGAUGAGGAUGUUAUCAGAGAUAAUGUUCCACCUACAUUUGUACGGGCUUUAGACCCAAAACAUCUUGAAUAUGACACUGAUAAAAGUGAAUCAACAAUGGUUGAUGUACAAGAAACUGAUAUUGAUGAUAUUUUAGAUUCAAAUCCCAAAGUUCAUUGACAAUCAAUUCCUUUACCUAACUAAAUAAAUAAAAUAUGUCAAGAUGUUA
This is a messenger RNA of Ruditapes philippinarum (Manila clam), 1578 nucleotides long. RefSeq names its product ATP-dependent Clp protease ATP-binding subunit ClpX-like. Gene Ontology annotation, biological process: proteolysis; protein catabolic process. The record is from RefSeq and is a predicted model, not a curated record. Gene Ontology annotation, molecular function: ATP binding; ATP hydrolysis activity. Lineage: Eukaryota; Metazoa; Mollusca; Bivalvia; Venerida; Veneridae. The transcript is spliced from 9 exons. The coding region runs from base 72 to 1529 and encodes 485 amino acids. Gene Ontology annotation, cellular component: mitochondrial matrix.